Molecule: messenger RNA, 975 nt
Organism: Eimeria acervulina
Lineage: Eukaryota; Apicomplexa; Conoidasida; Eucoccidiorida; Eimeriidae
Product: 6-phosphogluconate dehydrogenase, putative
Exons: 7
Coding region: 1-975 (324 amino acids)
Biological process (GO): pentose-phosphate shunt; pentose-phosphate shunt, oxidative branch
Cellular component (GO): cytosol
Molecular function (GO): phosphogluconate dehydrogenase (decarboxylating) activity; NADP binding
Source: RefSeq, a predicted model, not a curated record
AUGUCGUGCGAACUCGGCGUCUACGGCCUCGCCGUCAUGGGCGUAAACCUGGCGUUAAACGCCGCCAGCAAGGGGUUUCGUGUUUGUGUAGGAAACAGAACACCUGCUAAAGUGGAUACAGCUUUAGAACUUGCAAAAGAACAGGGAUUAGAGGAGAAGAUCUUCGGGGCGAAGGACAUGAAAGUCUUCGUGGAGAGCAUCGAGCGGCCCCGAAGGAUUAUCAUGCUUGUUCAGGCUGGAGCCCCAGUAGAUGCAUUAAUUUCUGCGCUUUUACCUCUUCUCUCUCGUGGAGAUAUUCUCGUAGACGGCGGCAACGAGUUUUACAAAAAUACAGAGCACAGACUUCAUAGAUGCAAUGAGCAUGGUGUAUACUAUCUAGGUAUGGGUGUAAGCGGCGGUGAAGAAGGAGCUCGUCAUGGUCCUUCAUUAAUGCCGGGAGGAAAUGAAGAGGCGUGGGAGAGUUUGAAGCCUAUUUUAUUAUCAAUUGCAGCUCAAAUAGACAAGACUAAAGCCCCGAAGAAGCAUCAGAUAACAGAUUUUACUACAGAACAAACAUUAAAUGCAUGCGUUGCAUACUUAGGCCCAGGGGGAUGCGGCAAUUUUGUAAAGAUGGUGCAUAACGGUAUUGAAUAUGGUGAUAUGGAGAUCAUUGCCGAAGUGUACAGUCUGCUGCGGCAUUGCUACAACAUGUCAAAUGAAGCGAUGGCUGAUCUGUUUACUGAGUGGAACAAGACCGAGUUAAAUUCUUAUCUCAUUGAAAUCACGUCGCACAUCUUCAGAAAAAAAGAAGGAAAUGGAUAUCUUCUUGAUGAAAUUAUAGAUGCAGCAGGAAGCAAGGGCACAGGUGCUUGGACAGUGCAGCAAGCAGCAGAAUGGGGGGUACCCGUACCUUGUCUUGCUGCAGCACUUGAUAUGCGCGCUGCUAUGCAGAAGACUGCAGCAAAUAAAGCAGACGACAAACCAACGCUGGGUUAG